UGUUAACAAUGUGCCUACGUCACAAUCAAAAGCUCUUCUUCGUGCCGCUUUCGGUUAGUGCACGAGAGGAAAAAAGGAUGAUUUGCUUUCAUUGGAAGACGCGAUAUGACAGUGCUCGUGGAAGGACAAUCCACUAAUGACGUCAUUCGAAUAUGUCAAUAUCGGUCCGACCAUCCAGCAAGCAUGGUUGACGUCUACACAGUCGAAAUCUCCGAUUCAAAGUCGACUUAUAAGAGUCAUUCGGAAUGUCCACCGAGAAGGUUGGAAAAAAAGUCGGGAUCUCAUCGUACUUAACUGUGUUUUACUCGCUGUAAUUAUGCUGUGUGCAAUGCUAUUAAUUGCCGUAAUUUUUUGCCGGAAAGCUCCCAGAUCCCGACAAAUUAUCGAUCGUGAUAUUGAGCGUCAAUCGGACUCCUCUCUAGAUCCAUUAAUCGAUCGAUUGGUGAUCGAGUCUCUGGAAAACUCUUACAGGGUACAGAAGAGACGCGAACGCUCGGCUAAGCUAAAAGCCGAACUUGCCACGAUCAAUAAACAAUGGUUCGCUACGUACUCGGACCACAGUCGUUGGGUCUCGAACGAUAUACAAGAAAUGCCAACUACCGAUCCUGAAUCUCUCGGAGUUGGAAAUUGUAUGACGAGAAAUUCAAAAGUUUCCAAACAUGUUCGAUUUAACGAAAGCACUAGAAUUUUUUUCAUCGAAAAUCGCAAAGAAUUAAAAAGGCUAGAGAAACUUGGAAAGAGGACUUCAUUCAAGAAAGCUUUGGUUUAUACCUCGCCCUCACUUCCUCAGAUUGUGAUACAUCAACAGCCAGCAAACCAAUUACCACGAGCGGCCUCCGCCCUUUGUGCGUCACUUCCGGCAAUCACUGUACCUAAAACAUUACAGGAAAGAAGGGAUAUACCCCCAGACUCUCAUCAAAUGCGGGACAGAGUGGGCUACCUGUGGCCCCAACCAAAGAGAUGGACAAGACACCAGGAAUUGUAGAAAGAGUAUAGCGACGUUAACGAAACAUCUGCAUGGACAUUUGCUUUAGAUAUCCACGUGUAAGAGUGUAUAACUCUAGGGACAUUUUUAAAUAUACAUUGUACAAAUAUCAACAUUAAGAGACAAAAAUAUAAACACGCUUUUCUUCCCAA
Nematostella vectensis (starlet sea anemone) is the source of this 1137-nucleotide messenger RNA. RefSeq lists its product as uncharacterized. Lineage: Eukaryota; Metazoa; Cnidaria; Anthozoa; Actiniaria; Edwardsiidae. The transcript is spliced from 2 exons. The record is from RefSeq and is a predicted model, not a curated record. The coding region runs from base 137 to 985 and encodes 282 amino acids.